GAUAUUGAAAAGGCUGAUAAGCAUAGUGGACAGUCCCAGUCCACUCAAUAACUUCAGAGAGAGAGCGAGAAAGAGAAGAGUUCAUUGAGAAAGAGAGAGAGAGAGAGAGAGAGAGGUAGAGGCAAAGCCACAGAGGCACAAUUGGAUUCAGAGGAAGAGAAAGAAACGAAAGGAAGAAGUAUAAUAUUCUAGAAAGUAUGUGUGAGACCAAGUGGAGUGUUGUGGCUAACACACAGCUGCAGGUGCUGCUGCUGCUGCUGCUGCUAGGGAAAUGCAGAACUCUCUCUACUACUGCCACACAAAGCCCGAACAUUUGCUCCCAAAAAACUGUGCUGACAACGAGGACCCAGUGUCAUUCCUGCCUCUUAAGUAAUCUGUUGAAGUGCCCGACGGGCUACAGCAUAAGCCACGGGACACUGACAAGAGACUGCAAGAUCUCAUAUGGGAGCAGAAACGGCGAGUCCUUUGUCGGCUGUUCUAAAGAGUGCUUCAAGGAGCUCACCGUGAACAGCUGCUGUCCGGGCUACUGGGGGCCGGACUGCAUCGAGUGCCCAGAGGAAGCCAAGACGCCGUGCAGCAACAAUGGAGCCUGCUCCGACGGCAUGGGAGGGAACGGCACCUGCACUUGUAAGCCUGGCUUCUCUGGUACAGCCUGUGAGGACUGUGCAGAUCAUCUCUAUGGGGCCACCUGCAGCUCCGUUUGCAGGUGUGUGCAUGGCCUCUGUAACUCAGGUCUCCAUGGUGACGGGAAAUGCACCUGCUUCUCUGGGUAUAAAGGCCCUCACUGUGACCAGGCCCUGCCAGAGUGUGUUGCCAUGAGCUGCCCAGAGAACUCUCGCUGCAUCGAGGAGGCCCUCACGGGGGCGCUGGUGUGCCGCUGCAUGCCGGGCUACCAGAAGUCUGGAGACAAGUGUACAUCUAUAAACCCCUGCCUGCAGUCACGGGUGUGCCACCAGUUUGCCACCUGUGCCCACCUGGGACCCAACCAGCACUCGUGCACGUGUGGGCAGGGCUACAGCGGGGACGGGGUGGUGUGCGUGCCCAUCGACCCCUGCCAGACUGACAUGGGGGGCUGCUCUGCUGACAGGAUGGAACGCUGUGUGUUCGAUGGGCCGGGGAAGUCUCAUUGUGAUUGCCAGGAAGGGUUCGGACUACGGCCUGGAAUUACGGGCUGCGUUGUCAAAGACCUAUGCAAAGCAGACUCCUGUGAUAAGAAUGCCAAAUGCACGACUGCAACGCCGGGAGAGGUGACCUGCACGUGUCUGGAGGGUUUCCUGGGCAACGGCAAGAUUUGUUUUGGCAACAUCAUGCAGCGCCUGAACGAGCUGAACACCGAACCUGGCGGCCAAUGGGUUGGUCAGCUGGGAUCGGCCAUCACUCUCUUCGGGACACUCGCUUGGCCCCUGAGCAACCUCGGGCCCUUCACUCUGUUCGUCCCCAUAAACAAAGGGUUCAAGACAGGACAGGCGAGAAGCCUGGUGAGUGACAAGGACAAGACCAAGUACCUGUGUAACCUGCACCUGGUAGCAGGGGAGCUGAAUUCGGAGAAACUGAAGCAGGGAGACACCUACUACACCCUCACUGGCAAAGGGGGCGAGGCCACCAUUGGCGAGGAUAAGCAGCUCAAGAUCCGUCUCUAUGGCAGCCGGAAGAAGGCGGACGUGGUCCAGGCCGACAUCCCAGCAGCCAACGGGGUCAUCCACCUCAUCAACAAGCUGAUGGACAGCGUCGCGCCCACAGUGACGAGCGAGAAGGAGGAGGACCUGAUGAAGGUUCUAUCCGACAACGGGAAAUUUGCCCAAUUCAAGGGUUUACUGCAGAAAGCCAACCUGGCGCUGAUGCUGGAGGAGCCGGGUCCGUUCACCCUGUUCGCCCCCACCGGCGCCGCCUUUGACGCCAUGAAGGACGGUUACCUGCAGUACCUCAUCUCCAGCAAGGGCUCCAUCAAGCUUCUGGAGCUUCUGAGGAACCAUGUGGUUUCCUCUGAGCUGGAGGUGUACAACGUCGUGUCCAAACCUCAAUUUGUGACCAAGGCCAAUCAGCUUCUCACGAUCAACGUGACCGAAAAUGGAAAUGUCUUGGUGAACGGCGCGGCGGUCGUCCUGGAGGCGGACGUGCGGGCCAAGAACGGACGCCUCUAUUCGCUGGACGGGGUCCUGAUCCCGCCCUCCAUCGAGCCCCUGCUGCCCCACAGGUGUGACGUCACAGAGAACAACAUCGUCAAGGGUGCUUGUGUCAGCUGUUUCAAAGUGGCCAAAACCCCCUGCCCCUCGGGCGAGUCUAUGGAUGCCUUCAAACGAGGUUGCGUGUUCCGGGACACUUCUUUAGGGAUGAGCAUCCCCACUUUGGGCUGUGCCCCCUUGUGCAACGCGACCGUCACGAUCCCCAGGUGCUGUCAGGGCUUCUAUGGCCCAGACUGCAGCCCUUGUCCUGGGGGGUUCACCGUGCCUUGCUCUGGUCACGGCCUGUGCAUGGACGGGACGGAGGGGAACGGCACCUGCGCGUGCGAGCCCAACUUCAAAGGCUCUCGGUGCCAGUUCUGCUCCGACCUCGACAGCUACGGAGCAGGCUGCGACAAAAAGUGUGACUGCAUCCACGGGGAGUGCGAUAACAGGGUGGAGGCCGACGGGCGCUGUAAGUCCCACUCCUGCCAGAAGGGCUACACGGGCAAGUACUGCGAGCGCCACACCCAGGCCUGCGGCACGCUGGUGCAGUUCUGCCACGCCCACGCCGAGUGCGAUUUCAACGGCGGCGCCGUCAAGUGUGUGUGCAAGCCUGGCUACCAGGGGGACGGCGUCACGUGUUUGGAGGCGGACCCGUGUGCUCUGCCGCAUCGGGGAGGCUGCAGUGAAAAUGCUAAAUGUGUCAAGACAGGACCUAAGACAAACACAUGCCAGUGCAUGACAGGCUGGAUGGCGGACGGGGACCAGUGCCAGGCCGUCAACCCUUGCCUGCUCCCAGAGAGGGGCAACUGCCAAGCCGACGCCACCUGCAUAUACGUGGGGCCGGGUCAGAGCGAGUGUGUGUGCAAGGACGGUUUCCUUGGGAACGGGAGGGAGUGCGAGGCCAUCAAUCCGUGUGUGACCGAAAACGGCGCUUGUCAUUUCCUGGCCAGUUGCCUUCAGCUGUCGGGCGCGUGGACCUGCGUGUGUGAUGCCGGGUGGAAGGGAGACGGCAAAGUGUGCUAUGGUAACUUGGAACAGGAGUUGAGAUCCAUGCCUGGCAUCACCAACUUCUUCCGAAUCGUGUCGGAUGGACACAUUUCCCAGAUGAUGAUCUACCAGAACAUGACUGUUCUAGUGCCUUCCACGGAAGCCGUGGGUAAGAUGACCGCGGAUGAACGAUCCUACUGGACAGCAAAGGACAACCUUCCUAGCCUGGUCAGGAAUCACAUGAUCGACGGGAUCUACCCACUAACCGAUUUGCGCAAUAUCUCCCGUGCGCGAAUCACAAAUCUUCUGAAGGCGCCUCUUCCUAUCUCAACCACCAAUGAGACCACAGUGAUUGCAGGAGCGACAGUAACAAGGGCUAACGUGAUGGCGUCCAAUGGAUUGAUCCAUAUCAUCGAUAAGGUGUUGAUUCCGGGGAAGGAUUUAAGUGAAGGACUUGUUGCUGUGCUCAACCGGAGACCAGAGUUCUCUCUGUUCAGUUCUUACAUCAUCCAACACAACCUGACCGACAAGAUCGCAGAAGGUUUCGAGUACACAGUGUUUGCCCCGACCAACGAUGCCAUCAAAGAAUACCUCAAGAAGACGGCAUCCCAGUCUAUGGAUCUCAACCUGACCCAGUAUCACAUAGUGCCCAACCAGAGGCUGCUGAGGUCUGACCUUCAGGAAGGUGCCUACAAAGACACCAUGCUGGGCUUCUCCUACCAGCUGGAGAUCCUGCCCAAAGACGGAAAGCUGUAUGUGAAUGAGGCCCUGCUGAAUGCGUCGGACGUCGACACCGUCAAGGGGGUCAUCCACGGUCUCACCUCAGUCCUGGAGAUCCGAUUGAACCGCUGCGAUAAGGAGCGCUUCAGAAUAGUCAUGGGAACCUGUCAAGAUUGCUUCCACCCAUUGAAAAAGAUAUGCGAGGAAGGAGCACAACCUGUGUCGAAUGUGCCCAGGAAGUGUAUGUUCAGUCGGCUGUACCAGGGCGAGAGGCUACUCGGGAUUGGGUGCAGAGGCACCUGCAAGAUUACCACCAUUGUGCGGAAGUGCUGCGGUGGCUACUUUGGCGAGCACUGUGAGCCUUGUCCUGGGCCCAAGGGCGAGCCCUGCUUUGGGAAUGGGGUGUGUGUGGAUGGCACCAACGGAACCGGAGUGUGCCAGUGUGGCAAGGGCUUCAGGGGAACCGGCUGUGAAACUUGCCAAGCCGGCAAAUACGGCAUUCACUGUGACCAAGACUGUGUGUGCAGGAAUGGCCGGUGCAACGAUGGUCUGAACGGGAGCGGGUCGUGCGAGUGUGACGUGGGGUGGAGAGGAGUCACCUGUGAUGAAAAGAUCACCUCCAAAGCCGAUGAGAUGUGCAACACCAUCAAGUGCCACACCAGCGCAAAUUGUGACAUCAACCCGGAUGGCUACAAGUGUGUAUGCGCUGCAGGCUUUGAGGGCAACGGAACUUACUGUCAAGCCAAAGAUGCUUGCGCAGCAAACAAUGGCGGUUGCAGUCUCGACGCCAAAUGUAAGAGGACCCUGCCUGGACGCAGGGACUGUGUGUGUAUCCCUGGGUACUCAGGGGACGGGCUGGUUUGUGUUGAGAUCAACCCUUGCCUGGAGGGUCACGGAGGAUGCCAUGGCAACGCUGACUGUAUCCACACAGGACCUAACAGAACAUCUUGCGUUUGCAGCCAAGGCUACUCCGGAACUGGCAAGACGUGUACCAUGAUCGACCUCUGUCGAAAGAAUAAGGGCGGGUGCCACCGCUACGCCAUCUGUAACAUGACCAGUCCUGGUGUUCGCAAAUGCACCUGCUCGUCCGGUUACAUCGGGGACGGCCUGACCUGCAAAGGCACUGUGUGGAGGGAACUGCAGAUCAGGAAGUUGAGGGACUUCUACAUGGGAAUGAUGAUGGUCGACUUGUCCCUGCGAGGGAGGGGCCCGUUCACCGUCUUCGCUCCGGACGCAGAGGCCUUCGGAAAAGUCAGCAAGGAGAUGAAACGGAUGAUUGGGAUGAGUAACACCAGACCUUCCACGAGAGAGAAGUACGCCGACAUCCUGCGCUACCACGUGGUGUCCUGCAACGCUCUGUCGGCCUCCGACCUGACCACGCCCAGGAACCUCACCACCCUCAUGGGGGACGUCCUCCGCAUCUCCUCCCUCAAGGGCUCCAUCUUGAUCAACGACGUGGCCAACGUGACCUUCAGUGACGACGCCAGCAGCAAUGGAGUCAUCCACGUGAUCGACACUGUCCUGGUCCCUAAAAGAAUAUCCCUGACCGAGGACGCGUCACUGAGCCCCAUCAAGUUUACUUCGAAGGGAACUCCUUCGUCCAACCUGUCGGAUGUGGCAAACGGCUACGGUUAUAAAACCUUCUACAAGCUUCUGGAGGACACCGAGGUGUUGUCCUUGAUGCAGGACGCGCAGCACAAGCCGGUGACGGUCCUGCUGCCGUCCGAUGCCACCAUGGCCGCCCUCUCGCAGGACCAGAAGGACUUCCUGUACAACCAGCACAACCGGCCCCACCUGCUGGAGUACCUGAAACACCACAUCGUCCCCCGCAGCAUGGUGUUAGCAGCAGAGCUGCCUCACCUGGAGGCCACCCGCACCCUCCAGGGCUCGGAGCUCUCGUUCGCCUGCGGAGGGAUCGACCGCAUCGGUGAAAUCUUCCUCAACGGCGGCAGCUGCCGCAUCAUCCAGAGGCACCUUCUCUUCAACGGGGGCGUGGCCUAUGGGAUCGACUGCCUGCUGGCUCCUCCCAGUCUAGGGGGGCGCUGCGACACAAAGACCGGAGUAGACAUUACAACGCCAUGCGCAUGGUGCGCCUUCGCCAAAAAACUCUGUCCGGAAGGAUCCGUAGAAAAGGGGCAGAAGGCAUGUGACCUUCCGAUGCAGUUUGUGGAGAAGAACACAGGAUGCCAGUCCACCUGCACCAUCACCCUGUGGAGCCCCCAGUGCUGUGCAGGCUACUACGGGCGAGACUGCCUGCCCUGUCCUGGAGGAGCCAGGUCCCCCUGCGAGGGACACGGCAAGUGUGACGCCGGUCACCUCGGCAACGGGAACUGCACGUGCGACCCGGGCUUCCGGGGCACGGCCUGCGAGCGAUGCCUCGACGGGCACUUUGGGACGCAAUGCAAAGCGUGUAACUGCUCGGAGCACGGGGCGUGUGAGGAGGGUCUUAAAGGGACCGGCGCCUGUUUCUGCGACCAGGGAUGGAGCGGACAGCACUGUGAGACACAACUAGCUGAGGGCCCUGUCUGCUCCCCUGUCUGCUCCCCCAGUGGCGUGUGCACGGACAACAACACAUGCGUGUGCAAACCGUUCUACGAGGGAGACGGCUACUACUGCACACUGGCCGACAUGUGCGCCACCUGGAACGGAGGCUGUGCCCCGGGGGCCAAGUGCAGCCAGCAGGGGGAGACGGUGAGCUGCGCCUGCCCCAAAGGCCACUCCGGAGACGGCUUCUCCUGCCAGCCCGUGGACCCCUGCGCCUCCGGAGAGAACGGGGGGUGCCAUGAGCACGCCACCUGCACCAUGACGGGCCCGGGAAAGAAAAAGUGCGCGUGCAAGGACGACUACCUCGGCGACGGGCUGACCUGUGAGCCGAAGGAGGCGCUGCUGGACCGCUGCGCCGCGGAGAAUGGCCAGUGCCACCCGGACGCCGAGUGCACCGACCUCCACUUUGAGGAUAGCACUGUUGGCGUAUUCCACUACCGCUCGCCGAAGGGCCAGUACAAGCUGAACUACACCCAAGCCCAGGAGGCCUGCGCUGAAAAAGGCGCCACAGUUGCCACCUACACCCAGCUCUCCUAUGCACAGCAGGCUGGCUACAACCUGUGUGCAGCAGGCUGGCUGGACCAGGCCAGAGUGUCCUACCCCACCACCUACUCCAACCCCAACUGUGGAUUCGGUCACGUGGGCAUUGUAGACUACGGCAAGCGCAACAACCUCAGUGAGACCUGGGACACCUUCUGCUACAGGGUCAAAGAGGUGACAUGCGAGUGUAAACCAGGCUAUGCAGGAGAUGGAUUCUUCUGUGUGGGGAACCUCAUGCAGGUCCUCAGCACCAGGCCCAUGUUCUCCAACUUCCUGUCGCAAAUCCUGAACUACUCCCAGGUCGCCGAGUCAGGGAGAGAGUUUGUGAAGCGACUGAGCAACCUGACCAUUCAAUCCACUCUGUUUGUCCCGGCGAACGAUGGCCUAUACGUGAACCAGACAUUGACCCACAGGGACAUUGAGUACCAUCUAUCGGAGGGUCGUGCGCUGGCCCUGAAGGACCUUACCAACGGCAGCCACAUUCACACACACCUGGGCCACAGCCUCACCGUUCUGGGCAUCACUGACUUCCUCAACCCCACCAUCCUGUCCUCCCGGUACAUCAACGACCGAUUCAUCAUAGACUCCAACAUCCCAGCAUCCAAUGGGAUCAUCCACGUGCUCCAGGGACCCCUGAUAGCCCCGCCUCCUAAGCCCACGCUCCCUGUAGGUCACAAGGCGGGGGUGGGAAUUGGAGUUGUGCUGCUCGUCAUGGUCGUGAUUGGGGUCGGCUUCGUGGGCUAUCACUUUUACACCCACAAAACCAAACCCUUCCAAUUCCACUACUUCAAGGAUAAUGAGGAUGAGGACUCCACGGCCCCAGACUGUAACCCCAGCAUCUGUAACCCCAUGUACGUCUCGGCCCCUGACCUCACUGACCUCACCUCCUCUGACCUGCCUGAGGACAAGCACCAGGUGGUUGACAGCGGUCCCUAUGACCUACUCCAGGCCAGCUGAGACCCACGCUGUUGCCUGUCGUAGCACACCACCACCACACGGGGGCAGUAUGGUCUCCAACCCAAUCCUGACAAGUUCCUGUACAUAAUUGAUUAGAGGGCUAUAUGCUAUUUGUUAAAUCCUUUACAGAUCAAAGUGUUACUAUUAUAAAUACAUGUAAAUGUGUGAAUAUGCUGCCUUCAAAAAGAUAACAGAAUGUUUUCAUAUCUUUAUUGUACGAAAUGAGCAGGUCAGUUUUUACCGUGACAAAAUAAAGCAAAGAAACAAUAUUUGGCA
Molecule: messenger RNA, 8189 nt
Organism: Hypomesus transpacificus
Lineage: Eukaryota; Metazoa; Chordata; Actinopteri; Osmeriformes; Osmeridae
Gene: stab2
Product: stabilin 2
Exons: 67
Coding region: 198-7913 (2571 amino acids)
Biological process (GO): cell adhesion
Molecular function (GO): calcium ion binding; hyaluronic acid binding
Source: RefSeq, a predicted model, not a curated record